Molecule: messenger RNA, 561 nt
Organism: Cucumis melo (muskmelon)
Lineage: Eukaryota; Viridiplantae; Streptophyta; Magnoliopsida; Cucurbitales; Cucurbitaceae
Product: mitochondrial outer membrane protein porin 3-like
Exons: 4
Coding region: 1-561 (186 amino acids)
Biological process (GO): monoatomic anion transmembrane transport
Cellular component (GO): mitochondrial outer membrane
Molecular function (GO): voltage-gated monoatomic anion channel activity
Source: RefSeq, a predicted model, not a curated record
AUGUUAUUAGCAGCAAAGUAUGGGGUGGUGGAGAUGGUUAGCAGACUUUUCCAACAUUUUCCAUUGGUGAUUCGUGAUAGUGACCAAGACAAGAAGAAUGUGGUUCUUUUGGCUGCAGAAAAGUUCAUUUUUCUGCUUAUUAAGAAGGUGGAAUCUGUUUGGCACGAACUUAAUAAAUGUCGACUAAGGUUUUGGGUUGCUAUAUCUAAUUUGCUCAUUACCAGGGAUAUAGAGUGGGCAAAUCUGGUUUUUGGGCUUGAGCAGGUUGAGACAGUGGAACAAUUUGGUGUUGUAGUCCUUAUUUUUGCUCGAGGACUGGAGUUUUCUUUGACAAAGAUUGAUCUUCAGGUUGAACUCCAAUAUCAACAUGAAUAUGCUGGAAUAAGCACUGGCAUUGGUCCGACUGCCAACCCCAUUGUUAACUUCGCUGGUGUUAUUGGAAAUGAGAAACUCUCACUUGGAAUAGAUUUGUCAUUUGACACUGCUUCAGGAAACAUUACUAAAUUGAAUGCAGGCCUGAGUUACACUCACUCUAACCUUAUUGCGGCACUUACCUUGUAA